Molecule: messenger RNA, 315 nt
Organism: Lactuca saligna
Lineage: Eukaryota; Viridiplantae; Streptophyta; Magnoliopsida; Asterales; Asteraceae
Source: the annotation of a GenBank genome assembly
AUGGCGAUGAAUAUGCUCCAGACACAAUUGGAGUUAUCGCUUGUAAGGGAGGAGAUUGCAAACAACAUUUGUGAACUACGAUGUAGUGUCACUAGAGACCUGGACGCCCUAAGCCAUGAAGUCAAUGAUGUUAGGGCAGAUCAGCUCGAUCUAUCUAACAUGUUUGCUGAUUUGAAGAACCAUUUAUGUUCACUACAAGCAUCAUAUGUUAACAUCGUUUUGGGUAAAAACAAGUGCACCAAAGUCAAAUGGGUUGUUGGGUGGGUUUUGUUGUCGCUGUUGUGGGGGGUGUUAACCUGCAAGUUCUUAAAAUGA